AUGGUCGCCCGGCACGGAGGCGGGCCCGGGGGGGACAACGUGCGUCGUGUGCGAGCGGCGCCACCCAGGUUCGUCGCCGACGCGGCGGGCAGGCCGAGCUCGGCGGUGCGGAGCAGCCGCAUGCGGCGAGUGUGCGUGGCGCCGCGGAACGCGGCGGGGGCGGACCGAAGCGCCGGGUUUGGACGGGGCCGCUGUGGCGGAGCGGGCGGCACAGGCCAGUUGGCGGUUGCCCGGACGCCGCACGGCUACGCCGGGCGUUCGAGCGCGCCGAUCAUUCGGUCCCGGGGGACGCCCCAGGCGCGGGGAGAGCGCCGGUUCGACGCCGGCGGAGGUGUGGGCACAUUUUCGGUGCGGCCAGCGGGGGCCGGCGAGCGCGAUGUGUCGGCGGCCCCACUCCCACCAACCCGGUUGCAGCGGGGCGCGGCGCCGAAAUCCAUUCGUUCCACGCCCCCACCCGGUUCACGCCCAUCCCAUUCGUCCUUCGUUUCCCACUCCCACCAUCGUCCACGCCCACAUCCCCACGCCCAACAAACCCGUUCACGGCCCAUCCAUUCGUUCCAUCGUUCAACAUCCAUUCCGCCCACGCCCAUCCAUUCGCCCCACGCCCACCAACCCGGUUCACGCCCACCCAUUCGUCCCACGCCCACCAACCCGGUUCACGCCCAUCCAUUCGUCCCACGCCCACCAACCCGGUCCCCGCCCAUCCAUUGUCCCACGCCACCAUUCACGCCCAUCCAUUCGUCCCACGCCCACCUACCCGGUUCACGCCCACCUACCCGGUUCACGCCCAUCCAUUCGUCCCACGCCCACCUACCCGGUUCACGCCCACCCAUUCGUCCCACGCCCAUCCAUUCGUCCCACGCCCGUCGCCUCGGCCCUCUCACCCUCCCUCUCAUCUUUCUCUCCCAAUAG
Penaeus vannamei (Pacific white shrimp) is the source of this 912-nucleotide messenger RNA. The record is from RefSeq and is a predicted model, not a curated record. NCBI's taxonomy places the organism in Eukaryota, Metazoa, Arthropoda, Malacostraca, Decapoda, Penaeidae.